GAGGUGGUGCGGAACUCAUGUUCGAUGGUGUCAAAAAGCAUCAGGUGACUCUGCCCUGCCAGCCGGAGCCUUGGGAUGUCAGAAACCUGCUACAGUGGAUCAAACAGAAUCUCUUGAAAGAACGACCAGAAUUAUUUAUGCAAGGGGAAUCUGUGAGGCCAGGAAUUUUGGUGCUCAUCAACGACGCAGACUGGGAACUAAUGGGUGAGCUGGAUUAUAAACUCCAGGACCAGGAUAAUGUGCUUUUCAUCUCCACAUUGCACGGCGGGUGAGCUCCUGAAAAAACAAGAGGAUGUAAAUCCAAAUCCUGGGGAAAAAAAAAAA
This is a messenger RNA of Merops nubicus (carmine bee-eater), 324 nucleotides long. RefSeq names its product ubiquitin related modifier 1 (gene URM1). Gene Ontology annotation, molecular function: protein tag activity. Gene Ontology annotation, biological process: protein urmylation; tRNA thio-modification. Lineage: Eukaryota; Metazoa; Chordata; Aves; Coraciiformes; Meropidae. The transcript has 4 exons. The coding region runs from base 18 to 272 and encodes 84 amino acids. The record is from RefSeq and is a predicted model, not a curated record. Gene Ontology annotation, cellular component: cytoplasm; nucleus.